This is a messenger RNA of Verruconis gallopava, 4349 nucleotides long. RefSeq lists its product as uncharacterized. The transcript has a single exon. The record is from RefSeq and is a predicted model, not a curated record. Gene Ontology annotation, biological process: protein phosphorylation. Lineage: Eukaryota; Fungi; Ascomycota; Dothideomycetes; Venturiales; Sympoventuriaceae. Bases 141 to 4295 code for a protein of 1384 amino acids. Gene Ontology annotation, molecular function: protein kinase activity; protein binding; ATP binding.
CACAUCGUCACGUACUAUACACGGGAUACACCUCCCAUUUUACCUUCUCUACCUUGAUAUCAAUGUCUCUUGCAUCCGUUGCGUAGCUUUUUUCAUCCAUUGCGCGAUUUUCUUUUCCCUCGCAUCCAGCGUGCGCGACAAUGGAAUCGUACGGUCACGGCCACCUGCCGAGGGGCCGAGGGCGAUAUGCCCCCAGACAUUACUCCGAUUCGAAAGCAGCACGACUGACUGACUUUUCAAACGUGCCGGAGCGAGAGGCCGAUCCGGAACUGGUCGCCCUUCACUCCGAGUUCAAGAUCCAGCGGGAGCGGCUCGCUGCGUGGGGACGCGAAUGGGGCGACGAUCGUGUAGCGACCGGCGAGGCCGAGCUCGACGACACUUUCGAGCGAGCGGAGCUCAAGGACGCCGUCCAGGACGUGUUGGAGAACGUCAAGAAUGUGCUCGACGAGAGCGAGCGAAUAAGUCACGGGACGCCGCUCACGCCGAAGGGCGGCGAGAAGAAAGGUCCGUUCUGGGGUCUUGGCCUGAGCGAUCAGAAGUGGACGCAUGCGGAUCGCUCGAGAUACGAGCAGCUCGCCGACGAGUUGAAGACGUCGAUUGACCUCCUGUACGACAUCAGCAAGACCCGGCGGGAGAUCAAGGAGAACAGCUACCCCGGCUUCGCUGGCAAAAGCAAGUCAGACAGCAGCCUGCCCCCUCCCGUGAGCAAGGGAUUCUUUUCGACAAGCUCGUACAGCACGAGCGAGGAGACUCUGGUGAACACGACAAGAUCGUCGACGCAGCGGACGGCGGCGAGUCUCGAACUGCCCUCGCGACUGGAUCCUUCCGUGCUGGACAUUCCCGCCGAGGAGCCGCCGCCGUACGACAGCGCCGGAGCAACUCCAAUCACCAGGAUGAUCGGCCACUACAGAUUGCCAGCGCCUCCAAGCCAGCUCGCCGGCGACGAGCCUGCCAGCGUGCUGAUUCCCGUUCUGAUCGAGUACGCGCCUUUCGAUGCCAGCUACAGGACAACGGGAGUUCCCGUCCCAACAAACAGACUGGACACCCUCAUGAGCUUCUAUGCCCGCUGCGGGUCGAUGCCGGACUAUUCACAGUUUGCGACGCUGUCGUGUUUGGGCUACUUUGAAGACCCAAAGCAAGCACGCUUUGGCCUUGUCUACGAGCUGCCAAAGAAAGCGCUCGACCUUGAAAAGCUGAAUGGGGCCACCAUCGAUUCACGGCCGGUCAGCCUGCACAAGGUGCUUCAACAAGCUUCGAAAUCAUUAAAUACCAACAGACAGCUGCCUCCAGGCCCGCCGCUGGAAGAUCGGUUUCGCCUCGCCUUCAACCUCAUGCAAGCGUUCGCAAAGCUGCACAUGGAGGAGAAGAUUCUGCACAAGGACGUCAACAGCAGCAACAUCAUCUUCUUCCUCAAGCCCACGUCUCCAGACUCCAAGGGCCACGAGUAUGAUCUCCGGUCGCCGUAUGUGUCGUCCUUCGAUCUGUUCUCGGAGUUCAGCAUUGAAGAGCCGCCAACCGCACCUGGUCGCAACCUGUACCGGCACCCACACGAUCCCAAAAUUUUCAACCAGAAGUGCGAAUUCUGCGACAAGCUGACGUGCACGUGCGCCAGAUACAGGUUCGACAUCUACGGUCUCGGCCUUGUGCUUCUAGAGAUCGGCCUUUGGGGCCCACUCUCGGAUAUCUUCAAGCAGAAGUACAGCCUGGACGACUUUCGAAAGCGCCUUGAGACCAUCUGGGUGCGCAAGCUCGCCAGCAGAUGUGGAAGCAUCUAUCAGUCUGUUGUGAAAGAAUGCUUGCAGCAAGCGUCGCAAAAUGUGUCCGACGAGCAGAUGCGCGCAAACUACACCAGAUGGCUCAAGAAGCUUCGGCGCUGCUGCCUGCUUGACGAGGAUGAAGAGGUCACUUCGGCGUUGACACCUACGCGGGUUUCCAGCAUUUCCGGUGCGCCGCAGAGCGUCUCUCCGGAAAGUACCAUCGUUGCCUCCGAGGCCUCCAACAACCCGUUCUUGAACCUGCGCGCUGCGCCAACGACUUCGUUCUUCAGCAACCCAUUCGCACGCUUCACCUCCAAGAAGACACCACUGCCGUUCUCCAUCAAGGAAGAGUACGACAGCAACCCUUUCAACAAGACUGACGACCUAUCUACCACGGUAUCGCGCGAAUUCGACAGCACCCAAUUUGGCAGCGAGCUCGAACUCACAUCUACCACCUCCACUACCGCGCGUUACUCGGCCGCCGCAAAGACUAUCCAAAAGGCGUGGCGGUCGCACCGUACGAGAAGAGCUUUCCAAGACUACAAGAAGAAGAUAGUCAUUAUCCAGAAAGCGUGGAGAAGGCGACAAUCACUUCGCAACAGCUUGUCGCAAGCGACACAAAGGUCUGACAACGAUGAGAUCCGCAUAGAGAGCGAGCUCGUCGCCGACUACACUCAUUUCGAGAUCAAGCAUCACGAACCGACACCGAAACCCAAGCUGCGCUUGCACAACGUCAAACUUACGACGGAAGCACUAGACUAUUGGCACGACGUCAUGCUACCAAAGCUUGAGCGCAUCUGUGAGAGGUGCCUGCGUGACUCUCCAGAAACCGUGUCCAUCGAUCUGGUCGGCGUUGGCGAGACGGCUCUCAGCGCCAAGCCCACCAUCUUCAUCACCUGCAGCAGCACGAGCCGUGUCCGGUGUGCAAUCAACCGCAAGUUCCAUUACGACCAUAAUCAGUUUGACCUUCGGGUAAGACGAGGCCGAGUGCGGCGAAGCAAAGUUAGCCAGCCCAAGAAACGGGCGCCACCACAUCGAAGCAUGAUGAACAGUAACUAUCCACCCUCAGACAACAAGCCGCUCAACCCUUUUCAUCAGGAGAGACCUUUGUGUGGGGCGUCCAUUGGCGCGUAUGUUGGCAACAAGCACUUGCCACCCGUCAGUUACGGGGGUGUUGUUCGUGUUGACGGUGAGCCCUAUGGAAUGACUGUCCAUCAUCUCCUGGACUCCCCUAGCGACGAAGACGACAGCGAGUUCGACGAGCAGGAAGCCUACAGCAGCGCGGAGCGAUCGAGCGCUCGUCGCUCGGACGGUUACGACGCCCUGUUGGCCGGCAUGGCAGGCCACCCCACCCUUCAAUCAGUGCCAACGGACUCCAUGUUUCCUCUCGAGAUCUCGGAUGACGACGAGCCUCUGUCAUCAGAAGACGAGGCAGAUCAGGCACCCGAACUUUCGGACGAGGAGUACUUCUCGUCCGACUUUGAGUCGGAGCCAGAGUCGAUCGAAACAGAGGAAAUUCGACACACCAUGGGUGACCUGACUGGCGUGCACCCUGGUCAAGGUACAGACAUUCUCGUCACGCAGCCUGCCCUCGACGACGUCGACGAUGACUUUUUCCCCAACGAGGAGGACAGAGACGACGACCAUCUUGACAGCCACAAGCUUGGGUUUGUACAUGCGUCAUCUGGAAUCAGACGUUGGAAUCGAAAAGGGAGUGAUGGACGCAGCAUUGUGCACGAGAUCGAUUGGGCGCUGCUCAAGCUUGACGAAGCACGGCUGCAACCGUACAACCUGGUCCAGGGGGGGCGAAGGCAUUUGCGCAACCCUCGACAGCAUGACCUCCGCUCAACGCAGUUGCUUGCAAAACUCAUAGAGCCCGUGUGCCGCGGUCCUUGCUUUAGCCAAAGCGACGACGAAUUUCCAGUCAAAGUCGCGGGCACAGAAGAACUCGGGAACUUGCGCGUGCAUUGCUUCGGGCGCACAAGCGGCCUGCAAGGAGGCGUUAUUGGUCCAGCGAUGAGCUCGGUGCGCAUCUAUCGGCGCAGAAGCUUCAGCAGGAGCUGGCACGUCAUUGGCAACUUCGGCGUCGGUGGCGACAGUGGUGCAUGGGUCAUCGACAACGAUCAAGGGCGCGUGUGCGGACACGUUCUUGCAUGGUGUGAACGGAACGCCAUCGCCUACAUCUGUCCGAUGGAAGUCAUCCUCGAAGACAUAAAGCGCACCCUUGGAGCGAAAAGGAUAUGCCUUCCCGGUGGCGAGGACGAGGUUGAGGAGAGCACGCGUAACAGACCACGAGGCGCGUCGAGAAGUCAGGCGGCGGUCGAAGAUCGAAGAGCGCAGAAUGUGGAACUUCCUGACAUCGCACGUCUCGACUUUGGAGACCGCCAACGCCUAGGACUAGGGGGAGCAACGGCAGAGGACAUUAUGAGGCGCAGCGCCGCGAGUGCGGCGUUAAAAGGCUUGACGAGCGAGAGCAGGAUCAACGGUGCGAGCAAAGGGCCGAGAAUGGAAUAUCACGGGGUUAUGAGUGUCAGCUAGUCGAAUAGAUAUCCCACCCGAAACCAGAAUUGACUGUUUUUUUUUCUUCUGUCA